Messenger RNA from Diaporthe citri, 1431 nucleotides. RefSeq lists its product as uncharacterized. The transcript has a single exon. NCBI's taxonomy places the organism in Eukaryota, Fungi, Ascomycota, Sordariomycetes, Diaporthales, Diaporthaceae. Gene Ontology annotation, molecular function: lyase activity. Bases 1 to 1431 code for a protein of 476 amino acids. The record is from RefSeq and is a predicted model, not a curated record.
AUGGCUUCAGAACAACCGUCAAAGCCUCUUGCCCAUCAAAAUGGGAACAAUGGUUCCCCAGUCCGGUCCCCAACCAAGGCGUUCGCGCAUUUCGUCUCUACGUUUGGCCCCUCGUCCGUCCCCGAUGAGGUCACCGAAACUCUAAAGAAGCUGGUCCUCGACUACAUCGGCGUGGCCAUAGGAGGCGUCAGCUACGCCGACUCAACCCCAGCAUUCCUCGCCGCGCUCAAAAGGCUGAGCGUCGGAGAGUCCGGAAACUCGACCAUAUUCGGCAACGGCUCCACGUUCACCCAGUCAACCGCCUCCCUCCUCAACGGCGCCUUCUCACACUCCCUCGACUUCGACGACACCUACGCCCCGGGGCCCCUCCACCCAGGCGUGACAGUCAUCACCGCCGCCUUGGCGGAGGCGGAGAACAGGCCCGACCUCGCGCGCGGCCACCUCCUCGCCGCCCUCGCGGUGGGGUACGAGACCGUAUGCAGGGUCUCCAAGGCCGCCGGCGUGGGCGGCUACGCGGCGGGGUUCCACAACACCGCGACGUGCGGCAUCUUCGGCGCCGUGGCGGCCAUCUCCAGCCUGCGCGGCCUGUCCGCCGCGGAGGUGGAGAACGCUUUCGGGCUGGCGGUGUCCAAGGCCUCGGGGAGCAUGCAGUACCUUGAGAAUGGGAGCUGGAACAAGCGGCUGCAUGCCGGCUUUGCGGCCGCGGAUGCGUUGCUGUGCGUCAAGCUGGCGGAGGCCGGGGUCGUUGGUGCUUCUGAGGCCAUCGAGGGACGGAACGGGCUUUUGAACUCGUACGCCGAGAAUGCGGAUUUUAACGCCCUUGCUGUGCAUGAUCUGGGGGAGAGGUGGGAGCUGGUCGUGACUGCCAUCAAGCCCUUCCCCGCCUGCAGGAUGACGCAUGGUCAAAUUGAGAUGGCUGCGGAGAUUGGAAGUGUUGCGAGAAACGAGGGCAAGGAAGUCGUCAAGAUGGUUGUUGGUCUGCCCAAGCCGUGCUUUGGAAUCGUUGGUGCACCUCAGCCGAACAAGGUCCAUCCCGAGACUGUCGUCGAUGCUCAAUUCAGCAGCUACUACCAGACUGCCACUUCGUAUCUCUACGGCCUUGAUCUUGGAUGGGCGGUGUAUGAAAAGAGGAGCGAUCCUGCCGUGAAGGAGCUGUGCUCAAAGAUCACCGUCGAGGUUGACGAGUCACUAAAGUCGUUUGGAAGCACACUGAAGGUGGAAUGGUCAGAUGGAACUGAUGUUAGGAAAGAGUGCAUGCUUCCACUUGGGGAGAAGGAGAGGCCCAUCGAUUGGGAUGGUGUCAAGGCGAAGUUCAAGAGGCUGUACGUGCCAGCUCAUGGGGAGGAUGCGGCUGAAAAGGUUGCAGCUCUGGUGGCUAAUUUGGGAGACAUUAAUGUCAAAAGCUUGAUGGGGAUACUUGGUCAGCCGUAG